AUGCGCGAAUGUGUCUCACCCCAAGAGCGGCCGGCCGGCGGCGGCGGCAUGCGGGAGCACGCUGCAGGGCUUGAACCCGAGCCGACUCUGGCCCAUGGUGAAGCCGGACCUGACAUUGAGGGCGGCGGCAGCGGACCAGGCUCCGUUGGAAACAUUUGGCGGCCUUUGAACGGUUCCUCGGGCUGGGAUGCCUCGGGCUGGGAUGCCAAUUUGCGACGGAUGGCGCCCUUGCAGAGGAGGUGA
This is a messenger RNA of Verticillium nonalfalfae, 243 nucleotides long. RefSeq lists its product as uncharacterized. The coding region runs from base 1 to 243 and encodes 80 amino acids. The transcript is spliced from 2 exons. Lineage: Eukaryota; Fungi; Ascomycota; Sordariomycetes; Glomerellales; Plectosphaerellaceae. The record is from RefSeq and is a predicted model, not a curated record.